AUGUCUGAGAUGAACGGUGAAGACAAGGGAGAAAAGGCACACGUUUUGGGCGCUCGCGCCAACGGCAGAACAUUCUUGCCAACGUUUGCGCCCAACGCCACUGCCGACGCGACUACCAAGACCAACGGCGUGCCAGACAAGGAAAACACACCAGCAACCAUGGCUAGCGGCGCGCAUUCACGCAAGCCGAGUGCAAGUUCGCUCUCCGAUGCCAGAUCAAUCUCGCCCGAGGCUUCGCGCAUACCCCGACCAUCCUCCCGCGCGAGUCCUCAGACGCGUCGACCGUUCACCCUCAACGAAGCCACCGACUGGGCAAAGUCCCGACUGGCCCAAGGCUCCCCCCAGCCCGGCGCCCCGACCCACGCGCGCCCUGUUACCGCAGCUCGUCGAGAUGGGACCUUCAGCUCGAAGGACAGUUUUGGGUCCUCGUCACGUAAGGGAGACGAGUCGGACAGCGAGAUCGACCGCAAGCUCAAGCAGUUCGAGGAGGACGAGAAGAUCAUCAAAUCCAUGAAGGAAGACAAGAAGGGCCUGUUCAACAAGCCCAAAUUUGGGAUGAACGGGGCUGGUGCCAACUCCAAACCCAGUCAUACCACGAGAAAUGGCAGCUUUGGUGAUGCCGAUGCGGACGACAAGAAAUCUCGUCAGUCAUGGACUUUCGCGGAAACAGGGUAUGCUAAUCCCGAUUGGAUUAAACGCUUCGAAUCGGAAGAGCAGGCUUUGGAUUUCGCCCCUGGCCGACAGUCAAGGAUAGAUGGCUUUUCGAGCUUUGGAAACCGCGUAGCAGGCUCAAAGAGGAAGUCGGCAAGUCAGAGUCUACCGCGACACGAUGGACCAGCGUCGGCGAUUCCACGACCGGCCACGGUAGCCCCUAUUCAGUCCCCGAACAAGAGCUACGCCUGGCAAGUUGACGAGGACUUCACGGCUGGAGACUUGCAGGUCUCCAACAGCCCCCCCCUGAGCUUCGGGCGUGCCAACACGAAGUUGGAUGAGAUCAGGAAGCUGGAGAUUGAUGCCGAGCUUGACCAUCCCAUCGAAAAUCAUCGCUUCGUACCUCAGCGCACGAAUACAAAACUCGACGAGAUUUUGCAACGGGAGACGGACGCCGAGCGCAGAUACCCAGCUCCCAAGAUCGAGGAACCAAGUACAGAGCCGGUUGACGAACUGUCAACGAGCGCCGAAAGGAGGAAGCCAUUAUCAACGUCAGAUCUGGCAAAGUCCGGCGGAGAAUCCCUUCGUUCACUGGGGAUCGAGUAUCUUCCCGAAAAAGUUCAACCGUCGACACGACUCAAGGACACCAUAGAGCGACAGACCUCCCGCUCACCUUCCCCACGGGCUGAGCUCAAGGACAGCCUUGGGCGAUCAGAUCAAACCAGCCCGCGUAUGAGCCCCGAAUACAAGGCGCAACCGCUCAAGCAUGACUACACUGGGUUGAAUGGAGAAAAGAUCCCCAAUACGCCCGUCACAAUUUACAGAAAACAGUCUCCGACUCAGCCAAGUGAUGAGCAGAACGGCCUUAACCCGAGCACCAACUCAACCUCGGUACACCCUGUGAUGGGUGUGCCUCGAGCAAAGGAAGAUUCCCAUGAUCUUCUCCGAAGGUUGGCUAGGGCAUCAAGCAAUAGUCCCAUUCCCAGUCCUGCUGAGGAGGGUGGGGCGGAUAAAGCUCAAGAAGAGGACGUAGGAGAGCCGUCAAAUUCGCCGGAAACGGAUCCAGUCGUCGGGGGGGUCAAUGUGACCGACAAGACGACUGAAUCAGAUCAGAGGCUCCCAUCAUCGCUGGGCAUGAACAAAUCCAAUGCUCUUGCCAAGCCCACGGUUGGCUUUGCGGGCAUCUCUCGGUCCCCGUCCACUAAGAGUGUGUCGUCGACGCAGAGUAGAGCAUCAGCAGACCCAACUGCACGAAUUGAGGGCGAGAUGAAGCUUUUUGCGCUCAUGGACAAUAUGUCAGAACGAGGAUCAAUUCGUGCUCCAUCGCCUCGACAAGACGUCGAUUCUGAAUCCGAGGACGACGGUGGAAAGGCAGACGAGACCCCUCGAGCCCCCACCAAGUUCGACCCUCUAUCUAUGCCUACUCCAAAAGUAACUGGUGCCUACGUCGAAACUCCCGUGACCGUCAAAACCGAGCAAGUCCAAAUCAAAGAAGACCCAGCCGUAUCGACUCAAGAGCCAGAAAAGAAGGCUAGGCUACAGACUCGAGACACAAGCACCUCGCCCCGCUCAUCGAAGUCAGACGGCCAGAGAUCAAAUGUGCGCUCCAAUUCCAUCUCGAAAUUGCGGCGAUCGAGGUCAACUCCGCGCAGGCGCUCACCAUUGACGAACUCGAUCAAGCCGCCUACUGUGGAGGACGACUUGAAGCAAAUCCACUUGAGCAACAAUAUUGACGAAUCCACGACGGACGACUUCGAUGACUUCGUGCUUGCUUCCAGAAACCCCGACGACGCUGAGCACAAUCUUGGGAACGGAGUGUCCGACUCCGAAGAUAUGGAUAUCCUGCCUCAAGACAAGGAAUUGAUGAGGAUGAUUCACAUGGGUAAGGCUUUAAACCCAGUCCUUGCUAGUAUCCGGCAGGCCAAGAAGGGCAUUGGACGUCUUGAAGAUCGAGUUGCACAAUCCGAGCAAUCCACCGAAUCUGUCAAGAACGAGACUACAGAGCAGCCCGACUACGGCUACGCUGUGCCUGUCAAACUCGAUGAAUGGCUCACUGGUGGCAUGGUCCGCCCACAUGCGGCUCACUGGUUGCAGGAAGCGUCAGAUCUAUACGCGGAUCUUGACGAUUGGUGGACAGGAAGAGACCUCCGCGAUGUCAACUCCGGUGCUAUCUCAGACCCUGCCAAGAGGGAGCAGUACUUUCGACGCAUCGACAAGAAGGGAUUGCGGCCAGCGUGGAAACCUCGACCAGCAUACAGGGCCAUGUUCGAGGCUCUGGAGCGAGAGGCGCUGGCGGAGGAAGAGGCUGAGGCUCGUGGCGAGACACACUACGGGCUACGCGGCAACCUUGCUGAUGAGAUGAUGGGUAAAGACGAUGUGCUUCCCAGAGCCACGGAGGCCCAGGAACCGCCGCGAACGAUCUGGUUUUGA
This is a messenger RNA of Diaporthe citri, 3081 nucleotides long. RefSeq lists its product as uncharacterized. Lineage: Eukaryota; Fungi; Ascomycota; Sordariomycetes; Diaporthales; Diaporthaceae. Bases 1 to 3081 code for a protein of 1026 amino acids. The transcript is spliced from 4 exons. The record is from RefSeq and is a predicted model, not a curated record.